This is a messenger RNA of Parnassius mnemosyne (clouded apollo), 2766 nucleotides long. Lineage: Eukaryota; Metazoa; Arthropoda; Insecta; Lepidoptera; Papilionidae. The record is from the annotation of a GenBank genome assembly.
AUGCGCGCGGAUCGUGCCGCGCUGUACGCGUGGCUCGUCUGCUGCGCCGCCGCGUUACCCUCGCACAAGUACAGCACACGCGUCGUGCGUACCAAGUACGGACCGCUGCGUGGCAUUGUGGUCCAUUCGCACCCACAAGUCGAAGCGUACCUUGGCGUACCGUAUGCCACACCACCACUUGGAAGCCUCAGGUACAUGCCGCCAGUAACGCCAUCACAGUGGCGCACGACGCGACUAGCGGACACAAUGGGGCCAGCUUGCCCGCAAGUUCCUCCUGCAGCUUCGCCUCACGACGAUGCGUUGCUAAUAUACCCACGCGCAAGGAUCCGACAACUUGAACAUUUAUUGCCAAUACUAGUUAAUCAGAGUGAGGACUGCCUCUACGUCAACCUUUAUGUACCUACUAACGGUGCUGAAGAAGGAAAUGAAGGUGAAAGCCUACCUUGUCUAGUUUUUGUACACGGAGAAUCGUAUGAAUGGAGUUCAGGGAAUGCCUACGAUGGCACAACGCUCGCAGCACAUGGGAAUAUCAUCGUAGUUACAAUCAACUUUAGACUAGGAGUUUUGGGUUUUUUAAAGACUGGUGCUAAAGGGUCAGCACAGGGUAAUUUCGGUCUAAUGGACUUAGUGGCAGGUCUACAUUGGUUGCGAGAAAACCUGCCUGCGUUCGGUGGAAAUCCUGAGCGUGUCACUCUUAUGGGUCACGGUACCGGUGCAGCACUCGCAAAUUUUCUCGCAGUAUCACCAGUUGCUAGAGAACUACUAAAGCGAGUCAUCUUGUUAAGCGGGUCGGGCUUGAGCUCUUGGGCGCUGCAGAGGGAGCCUCUUACGAUAAAAAGAAAGGUAGCAGAGCAGACGGGAUGUCACGGAGAUUUGUUGGAAGAUGACUUGGCGCCUUGUCUUCGGAAACUGCCUCUUUCUCAACUAUUAGCGGUGCGGCUAGACCCACCUCGCUUUUUAGCUGGUUUUGCACCUUUUGUUGAUGGAACUGUUAUUGCUCCUCCGCCGACGGAUAGUUCAAGGCUUGGUGCGGGGGCCGCGGCUGUAGCGACUGCUGCCGGCCACGAGCUAGCGGAUUUUCCUCACAGGGAGCUUUUAUUUGGAUUGACAACCACAGAAUCUUAUUUGGAAUUCAACGCUCAAGACUUAGAGUUCGGUUUCAAUGAAAGUCGACGGGACCGCAUUCUACGUACAUUUGUUCGUAACGCAUACUAUUAUCACCUAAAUGAAAUUUAUUCUACAUUAAAAAAUGAGUAUACGGAUUGGGACAAACCUGUACAAAAUCCUUUAAGUGUCCGAGACGCUACUCUCGAGAUUCUUAGUGACGGUCGGACAGCCGCUCCCUUAAUACGUCUCGGAUAUUUACAUGCUCUUAGAGGUGGCAAAACUUAUUUCACCCAUUUUCACCAUUUAUCUCAAGAUAAGGACUAUCCGCAGCGUCCGGGAUCCGUGCAUGGCGAGGAAUUACCAUAUUACUUGGGCGUACCAUUGUCUAUAUCUCAUCAUCAACAGAACUUUACACAGCUAGAACAACGGGUCUCAAGGAUUUGCAUGCAUUAUAUCUCCAAUUUUGUAAGGCACGGUAAUCCCAACGAUCCCUCGGCGACACCACCACCCAGUAACUUGUUAGGUGAAACACCACAUCUUGGACCUGACCAAAUGCUUUAUUGGGACACGUAUGAUACUAUUAAUCAACUCUAUAUGGAAAUUAGUAAUAAACCAGAAAUGCGAAAUCAUUAUCGAGGUCACAAAAUGUCACUAUGGCUGUCACUUAUACCGCAACUUCAUCGCCCUGGCUCUGAUUUGCCUGAUGCUGCAAUGCGACAUCAUCACUUUCAAGAUGAUAAUGCUAAUUACUAUGAAGGCGCUGUAAGACCACAAUCAAUGUCGAGGGCUCAUGUUCCGCAUGUUGUAAAUAUCGACGACGGUGCACGCGGAGAAGGUCGCAGUACACUUUCUCCUCAUUCUGCACUUCCCAAACCCUCACCAGUGCCACCUGUGAUAUCUACUGAGUGCCCUCCUAAUGCCACUGUUACGCCAAUGCAACCAGACGAUGCACUUCUUCGCCGUCUAGCUUCUUCUCAUUAUCAGUCUUAUACAGCAGCUCUCACUGUUACCAUUGCUGUGGGCUGUUUCCUCUUGCUACUAAAUGUACUUAUAUUUGCUGGUAUUUAUCAUCAACGAGGUUCACGACCCAGACGCUCAAAAGAUGAUUUAGGCGAAGCAGGAAGCUCAUCGUCCUCAGAUAAUUACGAUGGGAAACUGGACUACGAAAUACGUGCUUAUGAUGGAAAGGGGUUCGGUUUUGAGUGCAAAUCAGCUCACGUGUCUCGAAGUUUAAGUUCCAAAUAUGAUUUACGGACGUUAUCAGAUUGUGGAGAGCCGACGUUCGGUGAAUAUAGCUGUUACGACGAAAAACAUCGUGCUGCUCGUAAUUCUCUACCAGACGUUAGUGUAGGAAGUGCGAUAGAAGCGGGAAGUGUUGUUUGUAUAGAUACGCAAAAACCGGACAUACAAAAAGUAGAAGGACGAUUACAAGAUGUGAUUGGACGAACCAGUACUUUUGAACCCCGUGUCGUAGAUAGCUCGACACAAGUAAAGUUUGGUCCAAUUCUAGAUUCAGAGACUACUUCUGAAGCUAACGGUGAUUCUGAAACCGGACCUGCUGGAAGUUCAAGCAUAUUGAGGGUACCACCUACAAAUUCUACGCCUAUGCCACCGGGAAUUAUGAAAAAAAGGGUACAGAUACAAGAAAUAUCUGUAUGA